AUGGUCCUCGAGGACGAGGACGCUGCUUUCGAACCUGUUGGUAUUGACGAUGAUACUGUCGCAGUGGUGAACGGGCAGACUUGGGCGGUGGUCGGCCGGUUCUUAACGACUAAACUUGUCAAGCUUGAGUACAUGCGCCAGGUACGUGAUGGUGCGUUGCCGGCAUCCGUCGCGUUGGACUCCUUGGACAUGUGGGUUCAAUUGCACGACUUGCCCAUGGGUUACACGACGGGGAUGGUGCUUGAGCAGAUUGGUAACCAUAUCGGUACUUUUGUUAAGCUCGACGAUCGGUAUGCAGGGGCUCCUUGGAAAACUUUUUACCGUGUUCGGGUCUCCCUCCCGGUGGACAAGCCGAUCAAGCGGCGAAUGAGGUUAAUGAAACGGGACAAGUCGACCUGUUGGGUUACAUUUAAAUACGAGAGGCUGCAUAACUUCUGCUUCUUUUGUGGUCUUUUAGGGCAUUCGCAUAAAUUUUGUCUCAAGGCUAGGGAAGCAGCGAUUCCGGUCGAGCUCUAUCCGUAUGAUGCUACGCUAUGGGCGGGAGGCAGCAGUGGGCCGCGUCCAGUCGGUGAGCGUUGGCUGGUGCCGGCGAAGGGUCCGAAUCCUUUGGACAGUAUGCCGGAGGUAGAACCGGUUGUGAAUCAUGUUCGUGCGCAACAGGCGGAACCGGCUGUGGUUGAGGUCUCGAAGCGGCGACGUGAGGGCUCUAAUGGCAGCAGUAGGAGAAGUGGUGGUGCGGGUGGUGAUGUGACCAUGAUCGAUGUCCCAAAAAACUUGCAGUAG
Ipomoea triloba (trilobed morning glory) is the source of this 783-nucleotide messenger RNA. RefSeq lists its product as uncharacterized. NCBI's taxonomy places the organism in Eukaryota, Viridiplantae, Streptophyta, Magnoliopsida, Solanales, Convolvulaceae. The transcript has 2 exons. Bases 1 to 783 code for a protein of 260 amino acids. The record is from RefSeq and is a predicted model, not a curated record.